GCGGGCGGCGCCCGACGGGCAUUGGUGUGGAACUUCCGAAAGCCAGCCCCCCCCUUCCCCCGGCUUUUAGCCAUCCACCACCGGCCGUCAGGGCUAUGGCCGUGAGAUCGACAACGGACGCUACGUCCAAUGUUUCUCUUUUCCACGUGCAUCUGCGGGAUCUAGCGUGAGCCAAUCGUCCGUUGGCCCGGAGGGGCUGGUCCUUUUUUGGUAUAGCUCCAUCCCCUUUCUUCUUAUGUAUUCAGUCGCCGUCAAGGUUGUACAAUGCAACUGCGUCAGAAACAACAGCAGAUAAAAUAAAAGGGAAUAUCCUUUGUAUACACUCGUCAUGUCAAUCUCCUUUGCGACAGCAAAUGCUCAAGCAGCGAUCCGAAGAACGGCAACACGUGGCACGAGAAAUCGUCUGCGCUCAUCGCCGCCCAUCGCUGCCCAUCGCAGUCGAAACUUUCGUCUCUCCAUAUUUGACUUGCUACUGUAGUCUUUUUCUGUCCUCCCUCUCUCUCUCUCUCUCUCUCUCUCUCUCUCUCUCUCUCUCUCUCUCUCUCUCUCUCUCCCCGACGUAACCCGUCCUCUUCUAUUUUCACUCCCUCUUCUCCCCUCCUCUUCUCUUCAUCGUCGACCUCUCUGUACUUUACUCCUUCCUCGGUCCUCGGGGAAUCUGCUUCUGUCCGUGAUUCUUGCCCCUUUUUCCGGUUUUCUUCUUGUCAUCUCUGGUUCUGCUUCUACUGUUGAUCUCCUGCCCAUCCCGUUCCCGUUCCCGACGCCACUGAACAUAUGUGUUUUUGGCUCAUUAGUCAACAUUAGUCAAAUGCCGGCCCAACCAAACAGCAGCAGCAGUAGCAGUAGGACUAGCCAGCCAGUCUGCCUCCACCAUCACCUCCACCAGUAAUAGCAGCAGCAGGAGUAAAACCAGGCAGCGUGUCAGGUCGUGGUGAGGAGCUAUUGGCGGGGAGCAACAGCUGUGAAACCAUCUAGUUGUCGGUGGAGAUGGGGGCGGCUGAUCUUUUGAGUCUGCAGGGUAAGAUCAAGCGGGAUCCGGAGGGGUAUCUAGAUGAGUUUCUGGUUCAUUAUCGUCAUUACCAGUCUCGUCUGUCCAUCUUCUCUCUGAAGCCGACGGCUGAGGCCGAGGAAUUCGGUGAGCUAGUCACAUUCAUCGCGCAGGUGGCCACCAACUUCAAGAAGCAGACAGCCGCAUUCCCUCAGGAGUUGAUGACUCUCCUCCGAACACAUAGCAACGUUCUUAAUCCCUCCUUACGCAAGACGCUUGCCCAGGCGCUGAUUCUCCUGCGCAAUCGGCAGGUCAUCUCCUCUUCCACUCUUCUGCCCCUCUGCUUUCACCUCUUUCGCUGCCCCGACAAAUCUCUUCGUCAGCUCUUGUACUCGCACAUCGUUAACGAUAUCCGACGCGGCAACAAGAAACACAACAACGUCCAAUUCAAUCGUCCCCUUCAGAAUUUUCUUUACGACAUGGUGCUCGACGAGAACGAGGUUGCUGCCAAAAAGUCGCUCGCCGUCUUGAUCGAGCUCCAUCGCCGCAAUGUGUGGAGGGAUUCGCGGACUGUCAAUGUGAUAUCGACGGCGUGUUUUCACAAACAAGGACGAAUCUUAGUGGCAGCGCUGAAGUUCUUCUUGGUGAAUGACGAAGAGGGUGAAGGGGGGGAUGAUGAGGACGACGACGACGACGAUGACGACGAAGAUGGGGAUGGCGGCGGCGGCGGCGGCGGCGCUGUUGGUGCGAAUAAGGAGGACAUUUACAAGGCGUAUCACGCGGGCGCGACGCGGAGUAAGAAGAAGAAGCAGGCGAAGCUUAAGCGAGUGAUGAGAAGUAUGAAAAGGUCUCAGAAAUGCAAGGCCGGUGAUGGUGGCGCGAGUUUCACUGCCAUUCAGCUGCUGAACGAUCCGCAGGGUUUUGCCGAAAAGCUGUUUGCCCGCCUGAAGUCGAGUAACGAGCGAUUCGAGGUGAAGUUGAUGAUGAUGAGCGUCAUUUCUCGAGUCGUAGGUACGCAUAAACUCUCCCUUCUUAACUUCUACCCCUACUUGCAGCGCUAUGUGCAACCUCAUCAACGUGAUGUUACCCGUCUUCUCGCGGCCGCUAUUCAGGCCUGCCAUGAACAGGUUCCGCCCGAUGCCGUUGAGCCCUUGCUCAAGCAGGUGGUGAAUCAGUUCGUCCACGAUCGAGCGAGACCAGAAGUGAUUGCCGUUGGAUUGAACACCGUUCGAGAUAUGUGCUUGAGGAUGCCACUGAUAAUGACGGAAGAUCUUUUGCGAGACUUAGCUUUGUACAAGAAGGAGCGGCAGAAGGCCGUAUCCAGCGCGGCACGUGGCAUCAUCGCGCUCUUCCGGGAGCUGAAGCCAUCGCUGUUGGAAAAGAAGGACCGAGGACGUGGCGCUGAUCUGAGUGCCAAACCCUUAGAGUUUGGGGAUACCACCAUAGCCGAGGGUGUUCCAGGACUAGAUCUGUUGCUUCGUCAGCGUGAGGACGACGAGGAGGACGACGACGAGGGUGAUGACGACGUGCACGACUCAGAGGAAGAAGAAGAAGAAGUAGAGAACGGCGAUGGCGAGGGGUCAAUGGUAGAAGAAGAGGAGGGAGAAGGUCGUGCAGCAGAGGGCGAGGAUGACAGUGGGAGCGAGCGUGUAAGUUCCAGUGAUGGCGAAGAAGACGACGAAGAAGAUGAUGACGACGAGGAAGAUCAAGAAGACGAGGAAGAUGAAGAAGAGAAAGAGGAGAUGGAGGAGUCGAAUAGAGGUGGUAUUAGAGAGCAAAGAAAAGGGGAAAAGGAGGGACAAGAAGAAGAAGAAGAAGAAGAAGAAGAAGAAGAAGAAGAAGAGGAAGAAGAAGACGAUGCGAUCACGACCGCCGCCAUCGAGGAGCAGGGGUGCGACGGAUCGCGCAGGGAAGGAGGAGGAAGGAUAGCUACCGAAGAGACGAGGAGUGGUGGGAGAAAGAAGGGUGUGGAAAAUGGACAUGAAAGGGAAACGAAGAAGAAGAAGAUGGAGGACGUCACGAUGGACAUGAGCCUGAGAACUCUGAAGCGACUUGCUGCGGAAAAGAAAGCGAAGGAAGAUGAAGAGAAGAAGAACAUCAAUGCAGAAACAGAACUGCUUAAUUUGGUAAAUGAUGAUGGGUUUCUAUCUAACGAGGAUUUCAAAAGGAUAAGAGAAUUGCAAACGAAGCAGGCGUUGGACGCGGCUAUGGCGAAACACGGGAUAAAGAAGCAAAAUCCUGCCACAGCGGAGAGAAGGAAAAGCUUGGAGGUUCCUCUGAUGAAACGGUAUAAUCGUGAAAACAUCAACGAGAAAAGAGUGAAUCCGGCAGAUCUAGAGGCGAAGAUAAAGAGGAGGAGAGAGAAGGAGGAGAGGAUGGCCAGUGUGAUGGCAGGGAGAGAAGGUAGGGAAGACUUCAGCUCCUCUGUUGCUCGAAAGAAGCAGAAAACAGGAGGAACGAGUAACAGAGAGAAGCAGAGGAAGAAGGUGCUGCCUCUGGCAGCGCAGUGGGAAAAGGCGAAGGUGAGGUCAGCGGGUAGGAAAAGGAGAGCCGGCAUUGCCGCAAAACAGUUCAAGGGGAAGAAAGCUUGGAAAUAAUUUGAAUGACGAAAGUCUUUUUUUGGUCGUCGUUAUCGCGUGUUUUCAUUUUCGUGUCCUGGCCGCUCUCCUGCAUCCUUCAGGUCGGGGAAAAAAAUCUUCCCUCCUCUCCUUCUCUCUCUCUCUCUCUAUAUAUAUAUAUGUGUAUCCUUUCUCUGUUUUCUUCUUCUGGAAAUAUAGUAUUAGGAUUUUCUUUGUAAAUUUUUUCUCGUUGUUUCCUACUCUUUUCACCCCUCUUCCCCUCGUUUUCUCUCUCGUGUUUUCUCGUUCGCUCUCUCUCUCUCUCUGUGUUUUCCCUGGCAUCCCUAGCAUUCCCCCCUUUAUUCCUCACCACGGCCCCACUCCCUCCCCUUUUCCCCUUUCUCCCCCUCCCUCCCCCCUAGCUUGCACCUCGCUUUAGGUCAUUAGGUCAAUUCCAUCCAUACUUCUGUGAUCAGGAUUUAUCCUUUCUCUUCCUCGUCAUAGUUUCCCGCCCCCUCGCCUGCGUGUGCCUUCUUUGUUCACGUUCUGCCGCCGUCUCCUCCUGUGGGUUGUGAACAACAAACAUCUGCCUGUUUU
Molecule: messenger RNA, 4143 nt
Organism: Chara braunii
Lineage: Eukaryota; Viridiplantae; Streptophyta; Charophyceae; Charales; Characeae
Source: the annotation of a GenBank genome assembly